Lathyrus oleraceus (garden pea) is the source of this 801-nucleotide messenger RNA. RefSeq lists its product as uncharacterized. Bases 1 to 801 code for a protein of 266 amino acids. Gene Ontology annotation, molecular function: nucleic acid binding; RNA-DNA hybrid ribonuclease activity. The record is from RefSeq and is a predicted model, not a curated record. Lineage: Eukaryota; Viridiplantae; Streptophyta; Magnoliopsida; Fabales; Fabaceae. The transcript has a single exon.
AUGCCAGGAUUUGAAGCAGGCCACGAGGAAGGCCCUAAACCAGGAUCACGAUGGACGCUCAUGUUCGAAGGUGCUUCCAAUGCUCGAGGCCAUGGCAUAGGUGUUUUUAUCACUUCUCCGACCGGUUUCCACCUUCCAUUUACCGCUAGAUUGUGUUUCGACUGCACCAACAAUAUGGAAGAAUAUGAAGCAUGUAUCUACGGUUUAGAAGUGGCAAUCGACAUAAGGAUCAAGAUUCUUAAGGUAUACGGUGAUUCAACUCUGGUAAUCAAUCAGGUAAAAGGUGAUUGGGAGACUCGGGAUAGCAAGUUGAUACCUUACAAGGAGCAUAUCAUAAAACUGGUACCCUACUUUGAUGAAAUCUCUUUUCACCAUAUUUCUAGGGAAGAAAAUCAAUUAGAAGAUGCUUUAGCCACGUUGGCAUCUAUGUUGAAAGUCAAAUGGAAGAAUGAAGCACCAUUCAUCCAUAUUGACCACUUAGAAGAGUCGGCGCAUUGUCUAGCAAUCGAGGCCGGUCCUGAUGAUAAGCCCUGGUUCUAUGAAAUAAAGACAUUCUUGGAGAAACGGCAAUAUCCCGAGGGUAUAUCCAUUACCGACAAGAAGGCUCUAAGAAGACUCUCUUCCAAGUUCUUCCUAAACGGUGAUGUGUUAUACAAACGAAGUUAUGAUUCUGUACUUCUCAGAUGCAUGGAUAGACAUGAAGCUAGUACGAUCAUAAAAUCCAUACAUGAAGGUUGCGAGGGUGUACAUGCAAAAGGUCCUGCUAUGGCCAAGAAGAUCCUUCGGGUUGGGUAUUAUUAG